Messenger RNA from Lecanosticta acicola, 2103 nucleotides. The record is from the annotation of a GenBank genome assembly. NCBI's taxonomy places the organism in Eukaryota, Fungi, Ascomycota, Dothideomycetes, Mycosphaerellales, Mycosphaerellaceae.
AUGAGAGGCGGCUUGUUCUGGGGCGGUGCGCCAUCACUCGCAAGCAGAGGUGCGUCUCCACAGGUUUGCAGGCCUCCAUGCCACUCGAGCGCCUUCAUAAGGCUCAUCAGCGCUGCUGUCGACGGAGAUGAAUACAAAUGCUGACACGAGACAGGCCGAGGUCCAAAUAGUGCUGACCGCGCUGAGAUUGACGAACUGGACCGAGAUCAUGUGAGCGAGGAAGAAGACGACGAGGAAGGAGACGAAGAGGAAGGAGACGAAGAGGAAGGAGACGACGAGGAAGAAGAAGACGGGGAAGAAGAAGACGAUGAUAACCAAGAUGUAGGCAUCAUCCGAAAGAAGACGGAUCCCAUAUGCUAAUACUCAACACAGGAUGAGAACAAUCAGACCAAGGACCCGGGCAGGGCUCGUAAAGGUCGCAAGAAACCAGUCACAGCGAAGCGCCGUCCGUACGUAAAGGGUGGGCUAGCUGUGCUCGCAAAGCCCAUCACCAUCGACUACGAUUCGGACGAUGCUCGACUCAUCGAGCUGAAGCAGCAAGAUCAUACCGAUGUGUUCGUCGCCGAGACGUUCCAGAAGGAAGGGCGCAUGAGAUACUCCGCCAAAACUGUUGGGAGUCGUUGGCAGAGACUCCGCAAGAUGAUGAUCGAUGCCGAAGAUGAGGAAUUGGACGACGAACUCAGUGAUUGGCACGUAGGCGAGGUACGACUCUGCUGCCUAAGAAGUAUGCUGGACCUGAUGAUAUUCUGACAUUUACAGGACGACAAACUUAAGGAGGUCUUCGACAGUCUCGAACAGAAGUACAAGGAGAGCCUGGCGAAGUUGGAGCAGAGGAAGUGGCAGGAAAUCUCGAUGCAUCUCGGGCACAAAAUUGGUAAGAGGAAGUACUCCGCCAAAGCCUGCCGUGAAAGAUUUGUGGCCGUACAGAAUGGAACCGCCUUGACGCCAAUCGAAGAAGACGAAGACCAAGAAGGCCGCCGUGAACUGCGUGAGGCACGUAUUACUGCCGCCAAGAAAGCUCGACAGGACGCCAAAGACAGCGUGCGCCAGGCGGCAGAGGCAAAGAAGGCGAGGCAGGAGGCAGCGAAGAGAGAGAAGUUCGAGGCAGAAGAAGAGCUGGUAUCGGCGAGACUCCAGAGAAAGAACGAUAAGCGCGAGCGAGAACUUGUCAAGGAAGAGCGUAACCUCAACCGUACCACAGCUCGUCGUCGUCAACAGGCUAUCCAGAAGCAGCUCCGAGCAGAACGUGACUGGAGGCUGGAGAAAAAGCAUCAGGAGAAUGAGGCUUACCGGACCAUGACUGGCAAGAGCAUUGACAAUCGACCUAGACGCCGUUCGAAGAAAAAUAGAGAUGGACAUGAGUCCGAAGAGGCUGUGGAGAGUAACGUUGACGAAUUCGAGAGCGACGAAGAAGGGGUGUAUUUGACAGACGGCAGCAAUGAUGACGGACUUGUAUCCUUUGCUGCUGGUGGCAUUGAGGACCAAGAUGAUGGAAACGAGCCAUCCACUCCGGCUCCUCCGGCUCCUGGUGCCCGUCGCUCCGGUCGGGUCAAGCAGACUUCAGCGACGAAGCCUGCUGCCAACAAGCCCGCUCAGCCAGCACGCUCGCCAACGACCACCCCGAACAAGUCGAAAGCUUCUCGUGCUACUCCAAAGCAAGCUGCUGCCCCAGCUGCGGACACGGUCAUCCCAGUGGUCACAAAAGAGACUCUCCGUAGCCCACGCAGCAUUCUCAGUGGCAAUGAACUAGAUCUACUCCUUGUCAGGCGGGGCCUACCAGGUCGUCGCCCCGACGAGAGUCAUGCCGAGCUCGUUGCUCGUCUCGACCAAAUCGAUAAGACGCUCACGUCAAAUCAGCUGGAAGGUCUCUUGAAGCACGCCAACGAGCCGACAAAGGGAAAGAAGGUGGAAAAGAUCCAGCGUCUUCAGGAGGCAGAUGCGAAGAAAUCCGAGGCAGGUCAAAUGGGCGUGACCUCGACUGAUCUCGACUUUAUGCAGCGUUAUGAGGGCUACAGCAAUGAGUUCAGGUAUUUGGUGGAGGAGGCUGAGACGGAGAUGACGAGCUGGUGGGGCAAGGAUUCGAUGGAUGUUGGCGGCGAGUGA